GUAGUAGUCCGGUUUUUCGGCCAGGUUUGGGUUUGGACGCUAAAAUGGCGCAGAGGUUUGCAACUUCGCCGGCUGCAGCGACUUCAGGGCCUCCACAACAGAGAUAUCCGCCACCUCCAGUUCCAGCACUACGACAGUAUGCUGGGCCAAGUUUUCCCUUACAGCAAAGGCCUGGUUUCAAUCCCCCACCUUCAAUUGGUUCAUCACCAGGCCCAAAUAUGAUGCAGCGGCCGCAACAGCAACCACCAUAUACACCGAUGCGACAGGGUCCAAUCAAUCCUCCAUCUACAGCUAAAAGACCAGCUGACUCUAGACCACCACCUCCACAACAGAAAAGCGAAUUUUCUCAUUCUACAAGUAAGAAAAAGAAGAAACUGGCAGAUAAGAUUUUACCACAGAAGGUACGGGACCUGGUCCCUGAAUCGCAAGCAUACAUGGAUUUGCUGGCCUUUGAACGAAAACUGGACUCCACCAUCAUGCGAAAGAGAUUGGAUAUUCAGGAGGCCCUGAAGCGGCCAAUGAAACAAAAACGCAAACUUCGAAUCUUCAUCUCCAAUACAUUUUAUCCAGCAAAGGAGCCUUCUGAGGGGGAAGAAGGAAGUGUUGCAUCAUGGGAAUUGCGUGUGGAAGGCAGGUUACUGGAGGACAGUAAAAAUGAUCCCAACAAAGUGAAGAGAAAAUUCUCAUCUUUUUUCAAGAGCCUAGUAAUUGAACUGGAUAAAGAUUUGUAUGGACCAGACAAUCAUCUUGUGGAGUGGCAUAGAACUCCAACAACACAAGAGACAGAUGGCUUUCAAGUAAAACGCCCCGGCGAUAAGAAUGUCCGGUGCACUAUCCUCCUGUUAUUGGACUAUCAGCCCCUUCAGUUCAAGCUGGAUCCUCGUUUGGCACGACUGCUUGGAGUACAUACCCAGACACGCCCUGUCAUCAUUAGUGCCCUUUGGCAGUAUAUCAAGACACAUAAACUGCAGGAUGCCCAUGAGCGUGAGUUCAUCAACUGCGACAAAUACUUGGAACAGAUCUUCACAUGUCAGAGGAUGAAGUUUGCAGAAAUCCCUCAGCGCCUAAAUCCACUGCUUCAUCCACCUGAUCCAAUUGUUAUUAACCACAUUAUCAGAAUACGAUCGACUUGCACCGAGUUCACACCGAGCACUACACAAGUUGACUUUGCAGAUGUCGAAGGUGCAGAACAGAAACAGACGGCCUGCUACGACAUUGAUGUGGAGGUCGAUGACACGUUGAAAACACAGAUGAAUAAUUUCCUGUUAUCUACUGCCAGUCAGCAGGAAAUACAGAGCUUGGAUAAUAAGAUUCAUGAAACGGUUGAAACCAUAAACCAGCUGAAGACAAAUCGAGAAUUCUUUUUGAGUUUUGCAAAGGACCCGCAGCAGUUCAUCAACAAAUGGAUUAUAUCUCAGACUCGCGAUCUUAAGACUAUGACUGAUGUGGUCGGCAAUCCUGAGGAAGAACGCAGAUCUGAUUUCUUCUAUCAGCCUUGGGCACAAGAAGCUGUGUGUCGCUAUUUCUAUACUAAAGUGCAACAAAAAAGAGCAGAGCUUGAACAAGCUCUGGGAAUUCGUAAUGCCUAAGACUGUCUCUCCGCAUUUAUCGUGGGUGGGUGAAUGUAAGAUGAAUUGAAGUAGUGUUUUCAUGGCUAUAAACAUUCAUAUUGUGGUGUGAUGUAAACUGGUGUCAUAAUCCAGCAGAUAAUACAAAUAUAAAAUAAAUUUCUCCAUUAUACUGAUAUCUUACUUUUACAAGUGUGUGGAGCUGGUACAUUUGAA
Messenger RNA from Cryptotermes secundus, 1784 nucleotides. RefSeq names its product brahma-associated protein of 60 kDa (gene Bap60). Gene Ontology annotation, biological process: regulation of transcription by RNA polymerase II. Gene Ontology annotation, cellular component: nucleus; SWI/SNF complex. The transcript is spliced from 11 exons. The record is from RefSeq and is a predicted model, not a curated record. NCBI's taxonomy places the organism in Eukaryota, Metazoa, Arthropoda, Insecta, Blattodea, Kalotermitidae. The coding region runs from base 45 to 1589 and encodes 514 amino acids.